AUGACUCGCCGCAAAAAGCCACCGCCCCAGCGCAAACUUCAGCAAAUCACCGACUCUUCAGGCUGGACCCACGUCAUCAAAGGCCCUCCAGGCACUGUCAAUGCCGGGACUACUGGCAUACGUCUCGAAGAUGGAAAAUCCACGGGAACGAAGUAUACCCUGGAGACAUAUCUAGACAGAUUCCGGAAGCACUAUGCUCCCAUCUGGCAAGGAUCGGAUUGUUUCAAGAGCUUGUCACGUAUGUUCGAGCAAGACAUACUACCUGCGGAGAACAUCCUGAUUACACAGUGCGUCUGUCUGGGCUUGGGGAGCAUGACGGCUGGGUCGGAGAGUUCGUCUUAUGAGCUUGCGGCUUUGAUUUCCAUCCUCGAGAUGCUAGGCAAGGAACACCACAUCCAGGACAUCGUCUUUCAAGACCCCGUCUUCAACGCGCUCGACCACACCAUUCUGGAAAGUCUUGGCUACACCGUCGUCCAAAGCCCUGACGCCUUUUCCAAGCUCAACGGCACAACGUUUCUCUUUGCGCCCCACCUUGAAUGUUUCCACUACGCUACCGCUUUGGAGACCGCAACGCCCGUAUUGUCCGUUGGCUCCGAUCCGCAGAUGUAUGUUGAAGGUUUGUUGUCGUCUCUGGCGGAGAGCACGAAGAAAGGGUCACGUCAGAUCUUCCACGACUUUUUAGGAAAGACUCGUUCGAGGCCUAUGCCCGACUUUGACAGAACUCCUUGGUGCGAGUCCACAUGCAUUUACUGGGUGAAGUCAGAGAAAGACGAUUCGGGCAAGAGUAAGAUCGAGGAAGCCGUCCGGUUGAUGUAG
This is a messenger RNA of Letharia columbiana, 816 nucleotides long. RefSeq lists its product as uncharacterized. The record is from RefSeq and is a predicted model, not a curated record. The transcript has 3 exons. NCBI's taxonomy places the organism in Eukaryota, Fungi, Ascomycota, Lecanoromycetes, Lecanorales, Parmeliaceae. Bases 1 to 816 code for a protein of 271 amino acids.